GAGAGAGAGAGGGUGUCGCGCGAUUACUAGGGUUUUAGGUUGCAGUCGGUGAUAGCAUUGCCCCUCCCCCGUCCAAACCAAAACCUCUCUCUGUCUCUCUGCAUCUGGAAAGGAAGAUGGACAAGAGCAUGCUCGGAGACCUCGACUCCCUCCCCGAUGAGGACAAGUUGAGGAUGUCCGCCAUGAUCGACCAGCUCCAAAUCCGCGAUAGUUUAAGGAUGUAUAAUUCACUUGUAGAGAGAUGUUUCACCGAUUGCGUGGACACCUUCAGGCGCAAAUCCCUUGACAAACAAGAGGAAACCUGUGUCCGCCGGUGUGCUGAGAAGUUCUUGAAGCACUCAAUGCGUGUUGGCAUGAGAUUUGCAGAGCUCAACCAAGGUGCAGCUACACCAGAUUAAGGUGGGUAGUAAACUUGGAAGUGGUUUAUGUGCCAAUCAUUUCUUCUGGACUUGCAUUGUUGCCAAAUUGUGUUACGCGUUCAUGUUACAAGCAGAGGAACUUUUAGUCUCUGAUUAUUUCCGUCAUUCAGAAGAGGUCAAAUAAGUUGGAUCAUCAUAGCUUUUUCUUUAAUUAAUGUAUUUUGGUUGAAACUAAAUAUAUUCUUCUCGAGUUAGUGUUAAUGUGUCUUUAACUUGAA
Diospyros lotus (date-plum) is the source of this 637-nucleotide messenger RNA. RefSeq names its product mitochondrial import inner membrane translocase subunit Tim9. NCBI's taxonomy places the organism in Eukaryota, Viridiplantae, Streptophyta, Magnoliopsida, Ericales, Ebenaceae. The transcript is spliced from 2 exons. The record is from RefSeq and is a predicted model, not a curated record. The coding region runs from base 117 to 398 and encodes 93 amino acids.